This is a messenger RNA of Drosophila navojoa, 4388 nucleotides long. RefSeq names its product timeless (gene tim). Lineage: Eukaryota; Metazoa; Arthropoda; Insecta; Diptera; Drosophilidae. Gene Ontology annotation, biological process: entrainment of circadian clock; replication fork arrest; DNA repair. Gene Ontology annotation, cellular component: replication fork protection complex. The record is from RefSeq and is a predicted model, not a curated record. Gene Ontology annotation, molecular function: DNA binding.
UGAACUACACCAAAAUAAUAAGUUAACCACUGUGGAAUAACUAACAGCUGCAGUCGUCACAGAAAGUAGAAUCGGCACUUGCCAUCAAUCGUCCUUUGUCCUUGGUUAAGGAUCGUCUUGUAUGUUCAACUCUGACAAUGUGCCACAGUUGGCAGACUAGGAAUCAAAGCUUAAUCUACGAGUAUAGCAAUCUAGACUUUAAAUAAAGCUGAUUUGUUAUGGACUGGUUACUAGCAACGCCUCAGUUGCAUAGCGUCUUCUCCUCGCUGGGCUCCCUUGUGGGAGACACGUACGUGGUCAGCCCCAAUGCAUUGGCCAUAUUGAAGGAGAUCAACUACAAGCUCACCUAUGAAGAUCAGACUUUGCGCACCUUUCGCCGUGCCAUUGGCUUUGGUCAGAACGUGCGCUCCAAUUUGAUCCCAUUGCUGGAGAAUGCCAAGGACGAUGAGGUGCUGGAGUCUGUCAUACGCAUUCUGGUCAAUCUUACCGUGCCGGUGGAGUGGCUAUUCUCCGUUGAUAUUAUGAAUCGCACGGAGGUGGGCCGACACACCAUCUUCGAGCUGAACAAGCUGCUCUACAGCUGCAAAGAGGCCUUCACCGAUCCGAAGAGCACAAAGAGCGUCGUUGAGUAUAUGAAACAUAUUCUGGAGUCGGACACAAAGCUGUCGCCCCACAAAUGCGAUCAGAUCAACAACUGCCUCCUGCUGCUACGCAACAUUCUCCACAUACCGGAGACCCACGCCCACUUCCUGAUGCCCGUGAUGCAGUCGAACGGCGGCCAUCAGGUCUCCAUGCAGAAUACCAUAUUGUGGAAUCUCUUCAUACAGAGCAUCGACAAGCUGCUGCUCUACCUGAUGACCUGUCCGCAGCGAGCGCUCUGGGGCGUGACCAUGGUACAGUUGAUCGCGAUGAUCUACAAGGAUCAGCAUGUGAACACCUUGCAGAAGCUGCUGAACUUGUGGUUCGAGGCAUCGCUGUCGGAGAGCUCCGAGGACAACGAGAGUAACACGUCGCCGCCGAAGAAGGGCAGCGGCGAUUCCAGUCCCAUGCUCACCUCGGAUCCCACCUCCGACUCCUCGGACAAUGGCAGCAAUGGCGGCAGUAGCAGCAACGGCAAGAAGGAGGGCUGCGAUGAGCGGCGUCAGGCUCUGCGCGAGGGCACCGAGGCCACACUGCAGGAGGUCAGCCGCAAGGGGCAUGAGUAUCAGAAUGCCAUGGCCCGGGCGACGGCGGACGAGCCGAAUGCUUCAGAGGGGGCCAACGAUAUUUUCGAGGCCCCCUGCUCGUCGCAGCAGCAGCAUUUGAGUACCGAGGAGGCCAUGGACGCCAUCGACUAUGAGGAGCAGGCACAGGAAUACCUGCAGGAAGCGGCUGCCGUCAGUUCGGAGCCCCUGAAUCUAACACAACCAGCUGACAAUGUCAACAGCACUACCAAUGCGGUGUACGCUAGCACCACCGCCACAGAGACCCGCACCACAUCGUCCUUGUGUGGAACAACUAGCCUCUGCUACGAGCCCUUCAAGCCGCCGGCACCGCUGCCCUCACGGCGGAACACCCUGUCGGAAAUGCUGUCGGACAGCUAUACGCCGCACUCGCACGUCUCGGCCGUCAAAUUGGGCCAGAAGUCCUCGCAUGCGGGCCAACUGCAGCUGACCAAGGGCAAGUGCUGUCCGCAGAAGCGAGAGUGCCCCUCCUCCCAGUCGGAGCUCUCGGACUGUGGCUAUGCCACCCAGGUGGAGAACCAGGAGUCCAUCUCCACAUCCAGCAACGAUGAUGACGGACCCCAGGGCAAGCCGCAGCAUCAGAAGCCGCCGUGCAACACGAAGCCAAGGAACAAGCAGCGCACCCUCAUGUCGCCCCAGGACAAAAAGGAGCUGCGUCGCAAGAAGCUGGUCAAGCGCAGCAAGAGCAGCCUCAUCAACAUGAAGGGUCUGGUGCAGCACAUGCCCACAAACUAUGAUAUAUCCAAUUUGCUGAAGGAGUUCACAGUUGACUUUUUGCUCAAGGGCUACAACUAUUUGGUGGAGGAGCUGCACAAGCAGCUCCUAACGAGUACGAAGGUGCUCAUUGACACGUCGCACUUCUUCUGGCUGGUCACAUUCUUUCUGAAGCUCGCCGCUCAACUGGAGCUGGACAUGGAGCACAUUGACACCAUACUCACCUACGACGUGCUCAGCUAUCUCACCUACGAGGGCGUCAGCCUCUGCGAGCAGCUCGAGCUGAACGCCCAGCAGGAGGGCAGCGAUCUGCAGCCCUAUUUGCGGCGCAUGCACCUGGUGGUCACGGCCAUCCGCGAGUUCCUGCAGACCAUUGAGACGUACAACAAGGUGACGCACCUCAGCGAGGACGAUCGCCAGCGCUUGCACCAGCUCCAGCUGCAGAUCGGCGCCACCUCGGAUCUGCGUUGUUUGUUUGUGCUGCUGCUGCGACGCUUCAAUCCGCGCAUCCAUUCCAAGCAGUACCUGCAGGACUUGGUGGUGACCAACCACAUCCUGAUGCUGAUCCUCGACAGUGCUGCCAAGCUGGAAGGCGGCCAGACCAUCGGACUGUCCGAGCAUAUUGCACAAUUUGCCACUCUGGAGGUCAUGCACUACUACGGCAUUCUGCUAGAGGACUUUGAUAACAAUGGCGAGUUCGUCAACGAUUGCAUCUUUACCAUGAUGCACCACAUCGGCGGCGACCUGGGCCAGAUUGGCGUGCUCUUCCAGCCAAUCAUACUAAAGACGUACUCUCGCAUCUGGGAGGCGGACUACGAGCUAUGCGACGAUUGGUCUGAUCUCAUUGAACAUGUUAUACACAAGUUUAUGAACACGCCGCCCAAAUCUCCCUUGACCAUACCAACAACGUCGUUGACUGAAAUGACGAAGGAGCAUAACCAGGAGCACACUGUUUGCACCUGGUCGCAGGAGGAGAUGGACACUCUGUAUUGGUAUUAUGUGCAGAGCAAAAAGAACAAUGAUAUCGUGGGCAAGAUCGUGAAGCUCUUUAGCAAUAAUGGCAACAAGCUGAAGACUCGAAUUUCCAUCAUUCAACAGCUGCUGCAGCAGGAUAUCAUCACUUUGCUGGAGUAUGAUGAUCUGAUGAAGUUCGAGGAUGCCGAGUAUCAGAGAACACUGCUAACCACGCCCACAUCGGCCACAACCGAGUCGGGCAUCGAGCUGAAGGAGAGCGCCGCCGGCAAGCCAUCCGAUGAUGUACAGAUUUUGCUGGAUCUGAUUAUUAAGGAGCACAAGUCGUACCAUCUGGUCUGGCUGCAGAAGCUGCUGCUCGAGUGCUGCUACAUCAAGCUGAUGCUCAAGUCCGGCAGCAGUCUGGCCGACGCGGAUCCCAUCAUGGAGCCAGUGGCCUAUCACUACAUAUACAAGCAAAAGUCCAUUCCGGUCGUCCAGUGGAACAACGAGCAGUCGACAACGAUGCUGUAUCAGCCGUUUGUCCUGCUGCUCCAUAAGCUGGGCAUACAGCUGCCGGCGGAUGCGGGCUCCAUAUUCGCUCGCAUUCCGGACUAUUGGACGCCGGAGACGAUGUUCGGGCUGGCCAAGAAGCUGGGACCGUUGGAUAAACUGACGCUCAAAUUCGAUCCCAGCGAGCUGGAGGAGACGCCCUCGUCGAGCGCCUCGUCGCGCUAUCAUCUCACCGGCGCCCGCAAUUCCCUCAGCUCCAUUGGCAGCCUGGACGCCGACUACGUGGAGCCCGAGGAGCUGGCGCUCAUACCCGAGGUAGAUGCCGCCGUGGAGAAGGCAGCGGCAGCCGGUGCGGCCAUUGCUGUCAGCGACAUCUUUGCCGUGCCCAAGGCCAAGCAUUGCAACUCGAUCAUCAGGUACACACCAGAUCCGACACCGCCUGUGCCCAACUGGCUGCAGUUGGUCAUGCGCAGCAAAUGCAAUCAGCGACCCGGCCCAACAGCCGACACCGGCGAUUGCGUCACAGCUGGCGAAGACGAGGGCAUGGGCAAGUCGAAUGCCUCCACGCAGCAGGCGCCGUGCACAGCGAAUCCGAGCAGCACGCUGGCCAAGCUGAACAAGUUGAGCAACUGUACGUUCAUGUCGCCACCAAAUGAGAACAGCAGCAGCUCCGGCUGCGGCGCCACGGUCUCAUCGCAGUCAGCUGGCGUGCUGAUGGGUAACAGCUCACCGGAUGCGAAUGCGAAUGCGGAUGCUCUGAUGAAGUCGUCGUUCGAGCGGCUGGAGGUGACGGGCACACACUUUGCGCGACCAAAUAACUUGGAUCAGGAGUACAGUGCGAUGGUGGCGUCGGUCUACGAUAACGAGAUUGCCAACAGUGACAAUGUCUCAGUGGCUUCCGACUUGACCCGCAUGUAUGUCAGCGAUGAGGAUGAGAGGCAUGAGUUCCGAGUGCCAGUGCCGCAUUAUCUUUGAGAUUCGCAGGCA